Messenger RNA from Galleria mellonella (greater wax moth), 8796 nucleotides. It is a transcript of the gene Hmgcr, whose product is annotated as 3-hydroxy-3-methylglutaryl-coenzyme A reductase. Gene Ontology annotation, biological process: sterol biosynthetic process; coenzyme A metabolic process; isoprenoid biosynthetic process. Bases 176 to 2872 code for a protein of 898 amino acids. Gene Ontology annotation, cellular component: endoplasmic reticulum membrane; peroxisomal membrane. The record is from RefSeq and is a predicted model, not a curated record. NCBI's taxonomy places the organism in Eukaryota, Metazoa, Arthropoda, Insecta, Lepidoptera, Pyralidae. Gene Ontology annotation, molecular function: hydroxymethylglutaryl-CoA reductase (NADPH) activity; protein binding. The transcript has 2 exons.
UUGGCAUACAUUUCGUUCUCACUAAAAAGGUGGUGGCGCAGAAGAAGUUUCCGCAUAAGGUGCCAUCGAAUGUUCGUCCGCGGAACCCAGAAAAGAAACAAUUGUGUGUUAGAUCAGAGGCAUUAGCAUAAAUCAGUUGUCCCGCGAACGGGAGAGGCGGUGGUUGUGUCGCGAAAUGAGAAUGGUAUCCGCCAAAGAGUCGGUUCUUAUGAAUGGUUACAACGACCCGGCGGAUAAGUCGGGGGAUAGUGAUACGGAUUUUGUCGUUGCCAACUUGGAAAAAGUGAGAAAUAAGCUGCUAAGCAGCUCGCUCGCAGUAGACGACGUAUACACCAUGAAGGUAUGGGGAGCCCAUGGGGAGUUCUGCGCGAGACACCAAUGGGAGGUCAUCGUCGCCACAUUAGCUCUGCUGGCCUGCGCAGCUAGCGUUGAAAGGCACGGCCCAGGCACCAGGUCUGAGCACUGUGCCGGCUGGGCCAGAGCAUGUCCAGGGUUAGAAGCGGAAUACCAAGCGGCCGACGCUGUUAUCAUGACCUUCGUUCGCUGUGCGGCCCUUUUGUACGCAUACUACCAAAUCUCUAAUUUACAAAAAAUCGCUUCGAAAUACCUUCUCAUUGUAGCCGGGGUGUUCUCAACAUUCGCUAGUUUUAUCUUCACAUCAGCACUCGCUGGACUAUUCUGGAGUGAAUUGGCUAGCAUAAAAGAUGCGCCGUUUCUGUUUCUGCUAGUCGCUGAUGUCGCCAGAGGUGCUAGGAUGGCCAAAGCUGGCUGGUCCGCUGGAGAGGAUCAAGGGAAAAGGGUCGGUCGGGCUUUAGCUUUAUUGGGACCAACAGCGACAUUGGAUACCUUACUAGCCAUUCUACUCGUCGGAGUUGGAGCGUUAUCAGGAGUUCCAAGACUAGAACACAUGUGUACAUUCGCGUGUUUAGCUCUCUUAGUGGAUUACGUGGUGUUUGUGACUUUCUAUCCGGCCUGUUUAUCUCUAGUCGCCGAUUUUGCAUCCGGAAGAAAAGAUAUGGGCUCGGACAGUCCUUUCUCUGAAGCGGACUUAAAACCCAACCCUGUAGUGCAGAGAGUGAAAAUGAUAAUGGCUGCCGGGCUACUAUGUGUCCACUUGACUAGUAGAUGGCCUUGGAGUGCUGACAACGGCAUAGUUGAAGGUCCCAGCGAUGAUCUUGCUACGGCACCACAUGAUAACGUAUUGCUCCACUCCUAUGUAAAAUGGUUCUCUGUUAGCGCCGAUUAUAUUGUAAUUGCUACAUUACUUUGUGCCCUAAUUAUCAAAUUUGUAUUCUUUGAAGAACAAAGAAACUGGGUAAUUGACAUGAAUGAUAUGACGGUCAAGGAGGUUGUGCAAAAUGAUAACGAAAAUGCAAACAGUGGCCGCAAACCUUUGUUCUCUGUAGGCGAUGAUUCCAACUCGGAAGUGUCGACCCAGACUGAUGAGCUGACUUGUCCUGAAGACUCCGAGUGGCCUGUGCUCUCGCCGAGCUCUUCAGCAACUAAAUUAAAUGCUAAGAAACGCCCAAUGGCUGAAUGUCUCGAAAUUUACCGGUCAGAAGGAGCGUGUAAGUCUUUGAGCGACGAGGAAGUGAUUAUGCUAGUCGAACAGUCACAUAUACCUCUGCACAGGCUGGAGACAGUUUUAGGGGAUGGUUUAAGAGGUGUCAGGUUACGAAGAAGAGUUAUAGGCGCAAGAUUUCAAACGGAAGAAGCUAUCAAACAGCUUCCAUAUCUAAACUAUGAUUACAGCAAAGUAUUGAACGCUUGCUGCGAGAAUGUUAUCGGAUAUGUCGGUAUACCGGUGGGAUACGCCGGUCCUUUGGUUGUGGACGGUAAAGCGUAUAUGAUCCCGAUGGCAACCACAGAAGGCGCAUUGGUUGCUUCAACUAACAGAGGUGCUAAAGCUAUAGGAACCAAAGGUGUGACAAGUGUUGUUGAGGAUGUAGGAAUGACAAGAGCGCCGGCUGUUCGACUACCAAAUGUGGUGAGAGCGCACGAAUGCAGACAGUGGAUUGACAACAAAGACAACUACGCUUUAAUAAAGGAGGCUUUUGACUCGACGUCUAGAUUUGCGCGACUCCAAGAGAUACAUGUUGGUGUUGACGGUGCUAUAUUAUAUUUACGGUUCAGAGCAACAACGGGGGAUGCUAUGGGAAUGAAUAUGGUGUCCAAGGGCGCUGAGAACGCGUUGAAGCUUCUCAAAAACUAUUUCCCCGACAUGGAAGUCAUCAGUUUAUCAGGAAACUACUGUUCCGACAAGAAAGCAGCCGCAAUAAAUUGGGUCAAAGGUAGAGGAAAGAGGGUGGUUUGUGAGACCACAAUAACGGCGGAAAACUUGAAGACUAUCUUCAAGACUGACGCGAAAACUUUGGCGCGGUGUAAUAAAAUCAAGAAUCUCUCGGGAUCUGCACUGGCUGGCUCCAUUGGGGGUAACAACGCUCACGCAGCGAACAUGGUGACCGCCAUCUUCAUAGCAACCGGCCAGGAUCCGGCCCAGAACGUGACCAGUAGCAAUUGUUCCACGAGCAUGGAGGUUUGUGGCGAGAAUCGCGAAGAUUUGUAUGUGACUUGUACUAUGCCUUCUUUAGAGGUUGGCACAAUAGGCGGGGGCACAGUUUUGACUGGCCAAGGGGCCUGUUUAGAUAUCUUAGGCGUGAAAGGUGCCGGGGCGUAUCCGGCAGAGAAUUCCGCGAGAUUGGCAUCUUUAAUAUGCGCUACAGUAUUAGCUGGCGAGUUGAGUUUGAUGGCUGCUCUAGUGAAUUCAGAUUUAGUGAAAUCUCACAUGCGUCACAACAGAUCAGCUAUUAACAUGCAGGCGGCGGCCACUCCUGAGAUAUCAACGGUCACUUUAGAAGUACCAACGUUAUAACAUCUUGCUUUGGAAAGAACGAAAUCUUGUUAUUGUUACAGUUAAACACUGAAAUAACACAUAAUGAUUAUGGUCAUUAAAUAUACUACGCUUUAAAUUAAAUGUGGUUUUGUAACGUGUUUGUUACAAGGAAUGAUGACGGAUGGGCGACAUGAUGACUAAACGACCAACAAUGAUUAUUAUAAUGAAAGAAAAAGUAGAUACGUUACAAACGCGCCAAAAAUGAAACCUCGAUAUGACUAAUUAACACCACUGUGUUUUUUUAUUCAACUUAGAAUGGCAAACAAGCUGACUGCCCACCUGAUGGAAAGUGGUAACCGUCACCUAUAGACAUGAGCAGUACCAUGGACAUAACAGAGUAUACUGCGUACACCCCGCGCAAAUGACAAACUCUAGCCAUAACGAAAGAAUAAAUUCUUUCGUUUCUAACACUGCGCCCUUUUUAAAUUAUUUGACAAUGUAGCGUAAAUAAAUGGAAUAAAAUAUGUCUCUGUGUUGUCGGUGUGUUUAGAACAUUUUCAAUGGACUUCAAAAAGAGGGAGAUUUGCAAUUCAGUUGUUUUUUUUUUUUUAUUACCUUAUAACUGAAUUGGAAAAUUACUUUUUUAUCUGAAAGGAUAUUCUUACAGAUUAGUUUCAUGGAUUUUUUUUCAAAAUCGAUUCAGUGUAUAUUAGUUUUGAUGUGUUUUGCCACGCUUGAAGUGGAAAUUUUUGUGGAACACAAUCUCAUUAUUUUUUAUAUCAAAUGUUUUCUAAAGCACGUAACGUAUCUUCUUUAAAAAAAAUUGGUAUCCUAUAAUAAAUGCAACAGAAUGACCGAUAUUAGAAUUGAAACUAUAAUCUCUUUUUUACUCUCAGCACAAUAACAUCUUGACAGAGUGUACCCCAAAAUUUAAUGGGGUACAUUCUAUCAAGAUGUUAUUUACUUACUGUUAUUAUUUUAGCCAUUAACUAUUCACUGCUGAACGUAACAUUUCCCAUAAGGGGAGUAGUUGUAGGCCAGUAGUUGCCACGCUUGGCAGGCGGGUUGGCAAUCGCGGUUAGGCUUUUAGAGAUGUUUUAAGAGGGAUGCUGCUGACCAUCCCUCGCCCUUCCUUAGUCCUUUCUUACGACACCCGCGGGUAAGGAAGGGUUGGCCCAUUCUAUGCCGGGGCACAUGGCUAAACCGUGUAACGUACCUUCUUAAAAAUAAUUGGUAUCCUAUAUUAAACAGAAGCAACAGAAUGACCAAUAUUACAGUUGGAACUAUAAUCUCUUUUUUUUUCUCAGCACAAUAACAUCUUGACAGAGUGUACCCCAAUAUUUAAUGGGGUACACUCUAUCAAGAUGUUAUUUAUUUACUUGACAAAAAUUGUCUGUCUUUUUUAUGGCGCGCUUUUGAAACUGUAUUAAUAUUGUAAUUGAUUGAUUUUAUUUUAUUUUAUAUUUUAUUUUUACACAAAUCUUUAUAUUUAUUUUUUAUUGCUGUAUUAUUAAUAUUACAAUAAAUUUCAUGGUUUCGUAAACCCUGACCAUAGAUUGAACAUCAAAACGUUCAGUAUCAAGUUAGGCUACGUCAGUACCCUACCUUUUUUUUCCUGGGGAAAUGCUUCAUGCGGACCCAUAAGCCCCCGGGGAGGCUUAUGGGUACUGCCGGACUCCUACCGGCUAAAACCAGCACGGCAUCCCUCGCCGCGCCAAAGUGUUGGGGACCCGGGUUUCCUUUCGAAAUCCAUCAAGCCCCAACGGCGUUGGCCCGCACCGGCUUGCGGGCGCCGACUCAAAUAGCGUCAGUACCCUACCUAGUCGAAUGUGACGUGGGUUUUGGUUGAUUUUUUUUUAAUUUACUACAACCCGUCCUUAUAACCUCUAAUGUUAUAUCACAUAUACAAUGACUUUCCUUUAUUUUUAGCUUUCGUAGUAUUUAUACUAAUAUAAUGAAAUAGAAGUGAUUGGUCGCAUUUGAAAAAAUCUCUUUGCAUCAACCUCGCGGUACGACCACGUGCGAAGCUGCAGGUUACGCCUAGUUUUUCAUAAAUACCUUUAUCAUUUGGGCAUUGUAUUUAUGUUCCUGUCGGUCGUUCUGUUUCAUACAAUAGUGAAUUAUGUUGUUAAUGUUGCCCAUAUUAAUGUAGAUAUACAGAAUUGUGAAUUUAAUAAAUUCUUGGUAUGAUUUAUACAGGGUGUAUGGGGCAGGUUGGCAAAAACUAAAACAGUUGAUUCACACUAUUAUUCUGAACUAAACACCGGUGGAAAUAAAUUGUUUCCGGAUAAAUUUCAUUUUUUUUUUCCUGUUUAUUUUUUCUUUAUUUAUUCAAAAUAAUGUAAUUUAUGAUAUUAUGUCAUAAUAUAAAGAAAUAAUAACAUGUUGUAGUGAAAUACUAUGAAAUACCAAAAAAACAGCAAUGUACAAAAUAAUAUUAGUGUUAAAAUCCUACCGCGACGCACGGAAUUUUUUUUUGAAAAGUUGCCAUUCCUGAGGACUCUGGUGUUAUUCCUCCGUACUCAGUAAAUUCACGCCAUAUCCCACCCUUCAAACCGAAACACAACCAUGCAAACACAACUGCUUCACGGUAGAAACACUAAUGGGACAGAGGUACCCAAGCAAUCGACUUUUGUACAAAGUCUCCCUCCUAUUCAGACCAUUCAUCUGAAUCAGCUGUUUUCGUUUUAGCCUAAUUGCCCCUGUAUAAUAAAUCGUUCGAUAACAUCACAACGUUAAAUAGUUCGUUCUAUGAUUUUGUAUUUAAAUGUACUUAAAUAUUAUGGUUAAGAGGCGGUGUUAACAGUAUACAUACAUACAUACAUAUAUAUAUAUAUAUAUAUAUAUAUAUAUAUAUAUAUAUAUAUAUAUAUAUAUAUAUAAUUUGACUAUAGCAAAGAGCUAUUACGUAAAUCUAUUAAGAUGUUUACGAACGUUUUCGAUGAUAUAGACAUGUUCUCUCGAAUUAAUUAUUGAUUUACAAAAAAACCCAAAAUGUAUAAUUGGUGACUAAAAAAGCCACAGAAAGUAGUAUGCAGUGAUAUUUAUAGCCAAAUACGCCAAUAAUUUUCAAAUAUGCGCAAAUAAAACAUAUCGUCACCUCUAUGGUAAACUUACGAAACUGAAAAAGAUACAUUUUACAGGGGAACGUUUCGAAACAUUAGAAUGCAAAUAACUUUUGACAGAAGACUACUGUAAAAGAUCAUGCUAACAUUUUAGUUUUAAAAUCCUGUUUUUUUAUUGAAUGCGCUUAAUUAAUUAUUAUUAUAUUACAAGUAUCAGAAAUAAAUGCAUAUUCGUUACUUUGCACCUUCAUACAUGAGAGUUCCCAGGUGUUGAGUUAUACAACAGCAAAUCUACGAAAGUGGCAAUUUCGUAAGUUGCUAAAGAAAAUCAUUUUUUUUUAAUAUCUGGCAAACUAACGAAAGUGCCACUUUCGUAAAUAUACCAAGGUAUAAAUCACGUGUUUUGGAGAGAACUUCAGUUUAAAUAACAACGUUAUAGCAAUCAUUCAUGUAAAAUAACUAAAUUAGGAUUGAGAAAUUGAUAAAAUAAUUAUUGAAAUUUUCAAAUUAAAGUGUUUAUUAUAGAAAAUACCAUAAAAAUAUGCUAAUUAAGUUUACUUUGGGUAUAUCACAAAGAUAUGAAGAUUCGAGCUACUCGAUUUCUUUAACCGUUAAAGGUAUACAUUUGAAAAUAACCUCAAUAAGUAGUAUGGCGCAAAAUGUAGAUUUUUAAAGAAAUGUCAAAUUUGAAAAACUGCAGAUUCGUAAAUUUGCCAUAGAGGUGACGAUAUAUUCACUGACGAUAAUUUGAUGAAAUUUCUGACACUUGAUUUAAAGGUUAUUACCCCCCUGGGGUAACGUCUAUUCUACGGGGGUAAUACGGUUAGUAAAUAUUAAUGUUAUUGACAAUAAGUUAAGCUAUUUGUUACAUAUUUGAGAUCUUAAAUUUCGAACCAUUUAGGGGUGAUUACGCCCGCGGGGGUAACAUCUAUUCUGCGGGGGGAUAAAAUAAAUAUUGACAAUAAAGUCUAUUGAGAUAUUUGUUAUGUAUAGAAGGUUGAUAUUUGUUACUCGAUCACGCUGAAACAACUAAACCAAUUUGACUUUUUGGUUUAUAUUUAGUUUGGUUUAUAAACUACUUUUUUUUUAAAUCGAUGGUUUUUGUAUUUCGUGUUUAAUCUUUAUUAAGUAAAUUUUUGCAAAAGGAAGUUUCAGGUUAUAUGCCCUUUCAGUUAUAGAAACUUAUACCGUUGAAAUUUUCAAGUGACUUCAAAAUGAAAAAGUCAUCUCUCAAUAUCAUUUCUAAUUCUUCAUAUAGUUUAAUGCCUUUUUUUUGCUAUAACAAUAUGAUUGGGUUUACUACUACAUUCUUUCGUGUUAAGAUCAUUACGUUUGAUUUUUUUAUUUUUUUUUUAUUAAAAUCUUAAAUUAUUAUAGAGUUUCGUUUAUUGUAACGAAAUAUGAAUAUGUAAUUAAUAAUUUUGUAACAGUAAUAAAAAAAUAUGAAAAUAUAAUUUAAUUAGAGGAUUUAGUUCUGUGCGUAAACGUUGCUAUAAAAUUUUAUACACUGUUUAGCUACUAUAUAUUAUCUAGAUCCUUUUAUCAAUUUUUUUUUUCGCGAUCUGUCAAAUAUAAUAGUAUUUUAUUACUCUAGAUAGAUAUUAAUAGAUACAUUUACUUUCUAGAAUAUUUUUUCAGAUCUUAUGUUAAUGUAAAAGUGUACAAAUGUUCGCCUUAUAGAUGUUACUAUUAUACGCUGUCUACACUGUCGUGCUAAUAUUUUUCGUUCUCAUAUUACUGGAUUUGGUAAAUACGCUGACAUAGUGUAAAUAUAAACAUACAAUUAUAUUAUUUAUUAAUAUUAGACACUUUAAAUUAAUAAAAUUAAAAAGAACAUUUUGAAACAUUGUAUUUUGUAAAAGGCGGCCUUAUUAUAAAAAGCAAUCUCUUAUAGACAAGAUGGUGACAAUACUGGGGGUGGUGGUGGUGGUGUCAGUCUAACUAGCAUUGCAAUACGGGUGGUAUAUGUUACACAGUAUAUACUGUGAUGCCCGUAAUACACUUCAUCUCUAUAAGCUAUCAUAGAUACCAUUUUCUAUCAAAUGGGGUAUAUCAGCUUCUUUAUUAUAUCCAGUAGUAUGUUUUCCAUGGUAGUGUUAGGUGUAUUAUGCAUAACAUAUGUAUUAUACGUAUUAUUAUAGCUUAUUUAUUUAUUUAUUUAUUAAUGGUUAGGGACCAAUAUAACGAACGAUAUCAUCCAUAAAUUUAUUCACUCGUUAUUUUUAUUUUAAAGUGGAUGAAGUAAGGACGCGAGAGGCUAUAGGUUUUUGUUAGUCUUUCUUGGCCUACCGCGUAACGAACAGGUCCCUGGGGAGGUGAGUGUGUGAUUUGUAUCAUCACACAUUGAAAUUAGUGAUAAAUCAACAUCACGUGUAUCACAGGAAGCGUGUUAAAUUAAAUGUAAGUGGCAUUUUAGCUAACGCUCUUAAGUAAGCGUUUGUAAUAUCAAAAAGGAAUAUAGUAAAUGUAAAAAAUAUCUAAUUUCCUUGUGAUUAAUUCUAAUAAAAUAUUGUUGAAAUAUUAUAUGUAGUUAUGUAGCUUUCAACAUAAUUUUAGCAAUUGUUUUGUACAUUUUUUUUUAAUUCGUACUGUAACGGGGUAACGAUGAAAUUUGAGGUUAUAAGGACUACUGUUGAUUAAAUAUAUUUUAUAAAUGUUCUGUAACAAAGAUAAUCACAUAAUAAAUUAAUUUUGUGUCUGCCCAUUUCGAUCAAAUUAAUAUUGCAUUUUUAAACGAUUCCUGCUUAAUUUUCUUAUUGGCAAACAUUACCCCAAGUUUCAAGGUUACCCCCAACCAUUUACCGAGAGUGCGUUAUCAAUCUCCAGAUGUGUAAAUCAUGUAUUUAUUUUCAAAUAAUGUAAUUUAUUGACUGAAUUAUAUUGGUGCUUUAAACAAAA